CCACCCCACCCUGCCACCCCGCCGCCAGGGGGCACUCGCGGGAAUCCCGGAGGGUCUGCGCGCCACGUGUCCCGGAAACGCGCUGGGCGCCGGCGUCACGAGGCAUCGCGAGGCCCCGCGAGACCCGGCGAGGUGGGCCACAACCUGAGCUCGUGGGCACGCGCGUGGCAGCACAGGUCUCUUAGGGAGGCCGGGCCGCAGGAGGGGCCGAGAGGGGCCCGGCGGGCUGCACGAGCGCCGAGGUGUGGCCCUGCCCACCUUCCUGACUCGACAUGCUGCCCUGGAACCCCCGGCGGUGGGGCGCGGGUGAAGAGCAGGCGCCCAUGGAACGAUGCCCCUCGGCGGGCAGUGGCCUUUUCCAGGCCUGGGACUCCGGAGAGGAAGCCCUGGUGGAGCCAGGAACAGCCACAGAGGGCAGCCCUCAGCCCUGGCCUCGAAGGCUUUCCUGGACUCGAAGGCUUUCCUGGACUCGGAAAGCGCAGCUGCGGCCUCGGCUCCUCCCAGGCCUGGCUGCCAAGCAUUCCCCAGGAACUCCAGUUCCUUUCUCCCCUCAGAGGACUUGGGGGGUGGCACCAUCAGAGAUGACCCCGCUAGCGCCCUGGGACCCCAACUAUGAGGCUACAGCAGGAUGUCGGCUGGUGUGGGGACCCAGCUGUGCAUCUGGCAUCUCCUUCUCAGGCCGGACCUUGUACCAUCCCUCGUUCUGGCCUCUGUACCAGGCAGCCUCAUGCAGGGGCCUCAGGCCCAGUCUAGCAGGACAUCGGUGUGAAGACCAAGUGCCCAGGGGUGCAGGGUUCCCGGUGAUGUGCUCUGAAGACGUCUUCUUUUUGGACCCUCUGCUGCCCCGUGGGCAGCGUGUUCCCCUGUACCUGUCUGAGGCCCCUCAGCAGGUGAGCGCUCCUGCUGCCUCGGCCUCACCCCAGCCUUCAGGCAUGGCUUUCAGGGAGACACUGCCCCUCCUCUCUUCUCAGGUGAUGGGCUCUCUGAAGCUGCUGCUCCCACGCCCGAUCAUGUCCCCCUGGCUCCUCCCCACUCCGUCUUCGCGCUGCUCCACUGCUUGGCUCAGUGGGCCAGAGCUGAUCGCCCUCACUGGCCUCCUGCAGAUGAGCCAGGGGGAACCGAGACCCAGCACCUCAGGGGCUCCCGGGCUCCCUUCUGGCCCCCCAGCCCUUGUCUCUGAUCACCCAGCUGCCAGUGAUGGCUCAGGCUGUUCUCACUGCGGGGAACCAUCUCUCCCCGGGACCCCAGACGCCGAAGGUCCAUACCUCCUCCAGGGACAGAAUGGGCCCUCUACUUCCCCAGGCAGGUUCUAUUGAUAAUAAAACUGUUGGUUUGCAAA
Messenger RNA from Dama dama (fallow deer), 1339 nucleotides. It is a transcript of the gene SAP25, whose product is annotated as Sin3A associated protein 25. Lineage: Eukaryota; Metazoa; Chordata; Mammalia; Artiodactyla; Cervidae. Gene Ontology annotation, cellular component: nucleus; cytoplasm. The coding region runs from base 273 to 1316 and encodes 347 amino acids. The transcript has 5 exons. Gene Ontology annotation, biological process: regulation of DNA-templated transcription. The record is from RefSeq and is a predicted model, not a curated record.